This is a messenger RNA of Chelmon rostratus (copperband butterflyfish), 9048 nucleotides long. Its product is annotated as ankyrin-3-like. The transcript is spliced from 57 exons. NCBI's taxonomy places the organism in Eukaryota, Metazoa, Chordata, Actinopteri, Chaetodontiformes, Chaetodontidae. Bases 1 to 9048 code for a protein of 3015 amino acids. The record is from RefSeq and is a predicted model, not a curated record. Gene Ontology annotation, molecular function: protein binding. Gene Ontology annotation, biological process: signal transduction.
AUGGCCCAUGCUGCGGCCCACCUGAAGAAAGCUCGAGAACUCGAGCAAAGUGCGGAGUACAGAGCUCUGCAGAAAGCCAGGGAGAGGAGGAGACGGCAGCGUGAGAGAGCCGAGCGAAAGCGGCAGUCCGACAGUAACACCAGUUUCCUGCGGGCUGCCAGAGCCGGGAACAUUGACAAAGUCCUUGACUUCCUGAAAAAUGGAGUGGACAUCAGCACCUGCAACCAGAAUGGUCUGAACGCACUACAUCUGGCUGCUAAAGAGGGACACAAGGAUUUAGUGGAGGAACUGUUGGAGAGAGGAGCACCUGUUGACUCUUCCACCAAGAAAGGAAACACCGCCCUCCAUAUUGCCUCGCUGGCCGGACAAAAAGAAGUAGUCAAACUGCUGGUGACGAGAGGGGCAGAUGUCAACUCUCAGUCACAGAAUGGCUUCACUCCACUUUACAUGGCAGCCCAGGAGAGUCACUUGGAGGUGGUGCGAUACCUGCUGGAAAAUGAAGGGAACCAAAGCAUUGCAACAGAGGAUGGCUUCACUCCACUCGCCAUCGCUCUCCAGCAGGGCCACAACUCAGUGGUCUCCCUGCUGUUGGAGCACGACACCAAGGGCAAGGUCCGCCUCCCGGCCCUGCACAUCGCAGCCCGCAAAGACGACACGAAGUCUGCCGCGCUGCUGCUCCAGAACGACCACAACGCUGACGUUCAGUCUAAGAUGAUGGUCAAUAGAACCACGGAGAAUGGGAAGAGCGGGUUCACCCCUCUGCACAUAGCGGCUCACUAUGGUAACGUGAAUGUCUCCACCCUGCUGCUGAACAGAGGAGCUGCUGUCGACUUCACAGCCAGGAAUGGGAUAACACCUCUCCAUGUGGCCUCCAAGAGGGGAAACACCAACAUGGUGGCCCUGCUGUUGGACCGAGGGGCUCAGAUAGAUGCUAAAACCAGGGAUGGGCUGACCCCCCUGCACUGUGCAGCCCGGAGUGGACAUGACCCAGCAGUGGAAAUUCUGCUGGAGAGAGGAGCCCCCAUCUUAGCCAGAACCAAGAACGGACUGUCCCCACUGCACAUGUCGGCCCAGGGAGACCACAUAGAGUGCGUUAAACUCCUGCUACAGCACAAGGCGCCCGUUGAUGAUGUCACACUGGAUUACCUCACGGCGCUGCACGUCGCCGCUCACUGUGGCCACUACAGAGUCACCAAGCUUCUGCUGGACAAGAAGGCCAAUCCCAAUGUUCGAGCACUGAAUGGUUUCACUCCUCUUCAUAUCGCUUGCAAGAAGAACAGGGUUAAGGUCAUGGAACUGUUGGUCAAAUAUGGAGCCUCCAUUCAGGCCAUUACUGAGUCUGGCCUGACGCCCAUCCAUGUAGCUGCCUUCAUGGGCCACCUCAACAUUGUUUUACUUCUGCUACAGAAUGGAGCAUCUCCAGACGUCCGUAACAUUCGUGGUGAGACAGCUCUCCACAUGGCAGCACGCGCAGGUCAGAUGGAAGUGGUUCGCUGUUUGCUGAGAAAUGGAGCGUUGGUGGAUGCCAUGGCCAGGGAGGAUCAGACUCCCCUCCACAUCGCGUCCCGCCUGGGGAAAACUGAUAUCGUCCAGUUGCUGCUGCAGCACAUGGCCCAUCCAGAUGCUGCCACCACCAACGGCUACACUCCCCUCCACAUUUCAGCCAGGGAGGGCCAGGUAGAGACGGCUGCUGUGCUGCUGGAGGCCGGAGCCUCACACUCACUGGCCACGAAGAAAGGAUUCACUCCAUUACAUGUAGCAGCAAAGUAUGGAAGCCUCGAUGUAGCACAACUUCUCCUUCAACGCAAAGCUCUCACUGAUGAUGCUGGCAAGAAUGGCCUGACUCCGUUACAUGUGGCAGCUCAUUAUGACAACCAAGAUGUAGCUCUGCUGCUGCUGGAUAAAGGAGCAUCGCCUCAUGCCACUGCAAAGAAUGGCUACACUCCUCUCCACAUUGCAGCCAAAAAGAACCAGACAAACAUCGCAUUAGCGCUGCUGCAGUAUGGAGCAGAGACCAACAUUCUCACCAAGCAGGGAGUCAGCCCUCUGCACCUGGCAGCCCAGGAAGGACACGCUGAGAUGGCCAGCCUGCUGCUGGGCAAAGGAGCUCACGUCAACGCAGCCACCAAGGCUGGACUGACUCCUCUGCAUCUCACAGCCCAAGAAGACAGGGUUAAUGCAGCAGAAGUACUGUCCAAACAUGAUGCAAAUUUGGAUCAGCAAACUAAGCUCGGAUAUACCCCUCUAAUAGUGGCCUGUCACUAUGGAAAUGCCAAGAUGGUGAGCUUCCUGUUACAGCAAGGGGCCAGCAUCAACGCCAAAACCAAGAAUGGAUACACACCCCUUCACCAGGCAGCACAACAAGGGAACACACACAUUAUCAAUGUGUUGCUACAACAUGGCGCCAAGCCCAAUGCUACUACAGUGAAUGGAAACACUGCUCUGUCUAUUGCCAAACGUUUGGGUUACAUCUCUGUAGUGGACACACUGAAAGUCGUCACGGAGGAGGUCAUCACCACAACAACGACGGUCACAGAGAAACACAAGCUCAAUGUUCCUGAGACAAUGACUGAGACCCUUGACGUUUCUGAUGAGGAAGCUUUGAGGAUGGAAGAUGAGCCAUUAUCUGAGAUGCCUGUGGAGCUUGAAGGUGAGGACACUAUGACAGGUGAUGGAGGAGAGUAUCUGAGAGCGGAGGAUCUCAGAGAGCUGGGAGACGACUCUCUGCCAGGACACUACCUGGACGGCUUCAGCUACAUGAGCCACAACCUCGACAGGCCGCAACACACUCCCAUUCACCAAAGCUUCCAUCAGAGAGAAGGAGUCCUCAUCGAAGACAUGCUGACAAGCCACCAGGUGAGGACAAAGUCGCUGUCUAGAGAGCACGACAAGGACUCGUUCCGUCUGAGCUGGGGUGCUGAGCACCUUGAUAACGUGGUGCUGUCCUCCAGUCUGCUACACUCUGGCCAUUCCUCUCCGUGCCUAGACCAUGACAACAGCAGCUUCCUGGUCAGCUUCAUGGUAGAUGCCAGGGGCGGGGCCAUGCGUGGUUGCCGUCACAAUGGGCUGCGAAUCAUUGUACCGCCAAGAAAGUGUUCUGCACCUACGCGGGUGACAUGCAGGCUGGUGAAGAGACACCGCCUGGCCUCUAUGCCUCCUAUGGUGGAGGGUGAGGGGCUGGCUGGUCGCAUCAUAGAGGUGGGACCCACUGGUGCCCAGUUCCUGGGUAAGCUCCACCUUCCCACAGCUCCGCCCCCUCUAAAUGAGGGUGAGAGCCUGGUCAGUCGCAUCCUGCAGCUGGGUCCUCCAGGGACCAAGUUCCUCGGGCCUGUGAUUGUAGAGAUCCCCCACUUUGCAGCUCUGCGGGGCACAGAGAGAGAGCUAGUGAUCUUGAGGAGUGAGACGGGGGAGAGCUGGAGGGAACAUCACUGUGACUUCACUGAAGAGGAACUGAACCAGAUACUUAACGGCAUGGAUGAAAAACUUGAUUCUCCCGAGGAACUUGAAAAGAAAAGAAUAUGCCGCAUCAUCACCCGUGACUUCCCACAGUACUUUGCAGUGGUGUCACGGAUAAAGCAGGACAGUCAUUUGAUUGGACCAGAGGGCGGCGUCCUCAGUAGCACUCUUGUGCCCCAGGUCCAGGCAGUCUUCCCUGAGGGAGCCCUCACCAAGAAGAUCAGAGUUGGGCUACAGGCUCAGCCCAUUGAUGUAGAGGUGGUGAGAAAGAUUCUUGGUAACAAAGCGGCAUUCAGUUCAAUUGUCACAUUGGAGCCAAGAAGGAGGAAGUUCCACAAACCAAUCACCAUGACAAUCCCUAUCCCCAUGAGCUCCAUCAGUGACGGGCCAAGCACAGAGUUCACUGGGGAGACACCCACCUUACGUUUGCUUUGCAGCAUUACGGGUGGAACCACUCCUGCCCAAUGGGAGGACAUAACCGGCUCUACACCUCUCACUUUUGUUAACCAGUGUGUUUCCUUCACCACAAAUGUGUCAGCGAGGUUCUGGCUGAUAGACUGCAGACAGGUCCAGGAGUCUGUUAGCUUUGCCUCUCAGCUGUACAGAGAGAUCAUCUGCGUUCCAUACAUGGCCAAGUUUGUCAUUUUUGCAAAGACACUGGACCCCAUUGAGGCCCGUCUGCGCUGUUUCUGCAUGACAGACGACAAGAUGGACAAGACCCUCGAACAGCAAGAGAACUUCACUGAAGUUGCCCGUAGCCGAGAUGUUGAGGUGCUGGAGGGAAAACCUAUAUUUGCCGACUGCUUUGGAAACCUGGUGCCUCUUACCAAGAGUGGACAGCACCAUGUGUUCAGCUUCUUUGCCUUCAAAGAGAACAGACUGGCCCUCUUCAUCAAAAUCAGAGACACAGCGCAGGAGCCAUGUGGUCGCUUGUCCUUCACCAAGGAACCGCGCACGUACCGUAGUCUUACCCACAAUGCUAUUUGCAACCUUAACAUCACUCUCCCAACUUACUCAAAGGAGUCUGAUUCAGACCAAGAUGCAGAUGACGAGAGCGAGAAGAGUGACAAGAAAUAUGAUGAAUCUGAAUCAACUGAGACAUUCUCCCUGAGAACUAACCAACCUCUUGACCCUGCAACCCUUGCAAGCCCCGAUCUUCUCUCAGACAUGUCGGAUGUCAAAAUGUCUGUAAUUUUGACUGCAGAGCAAAUGGAGCAUUUGCUAUAUGAAGAGAGAGCUGGAGCUAGGGGUGUAGAGGAAAAAGAGCCUUUGGCCAUUGUGGAACAGUUCAAAGACAGGCUGGAAAAGGUUGGAGAGAUUCAAAGAGAUGGAAUAAACAAUAGUAGACAGGAAGCACAACGAGAUUAUGCUAAAAAAGAAAAAUGGAGUUCAAUCUAUGAGACUAAGACUGUUGAAGUGAAGCAUCCACCCGUCAUGGAACCGGUCUUACAGGAGAUAUGCAUUGAGGGGAAGAGUUCAAGUAGAGCUGACACAGAGGUCAGGGACAUGACAGGAAUGGUCUCACACCUCACAAUGGACAUUGACCAGUACCUGGAACAGAGACCUGUAGUGACAUAUGGUUCUGAAGAAGACCUUCUCCAAGACAGAUUUGAACAGGUUAUUGUAAGGCGUGAUGGCAAACGGCGUCCCCCAGAUAUCAAGAAACCUAUUAGGAAGAAACUUAGAGACAGAGACCGUUCUGGAUGUAGCAGCUCUGAGGGUGAGCUGGAAAGAAUGAGCUCUGAGGAGUCUUUAGAUGGAGAUGCUAUUCUUAAGGAGAGUGCCCAUGUACCCACCACAGCUAUGGGUCCUCCAGCUUCUCCUUCAGUGGUUGAGACACCUAUAGGAUCUAUAAAGGACAGAGUUAAAGCUUUACAGAACAAAGUCAAAGAGGAGGAGGUACAAAAAAUUACUCAGGAACUAAUUCCUCAGGCAAAAUCUUCUAUCACCAUAAAGAAGACUGAGGCAGACAUGCCAGAACUUCCCAGAGUUCCCAAGUCUCCCAGAUCCCCCAGAUCUCAGACAGAAAGAUUAGAGGAGACCAUGUCUGUGAAGGAUCUGUUGAAAGCAUUCCAGACUGGACAGGACCCUUCAAAAAAUAAAGCUGGGCUUUUUGAACACAAAGCAGUGGUGUCUUCUCGUAUUUCACCAUUGAUAUUUGAAUCAGAUGAUUCUGAAGAGACACAAAAGACUGAACAAAGUCCCAUGCAGGAGCCAAAAUCACAAAUCCAAACUCGGGAGCUCACAAUUUUCAACCAACAGAGUGGUGUUAAAAUAUGUGACAAAACAGGCCUUGAGGAUCAACCAGUUAGCCGUCAGAGAGAGGAGCCAGGGUUGUCAGGGGUGAGCCUAGGCAGAAUCCAGUUAGAAGAACCAGUCAUUGGCACUGGUAGGAGUUUAUCUGAAGAUUUACAGAUCAGCCCUGAUCGCAGACCUUCUGAGGACUUCAGUGCCGACAUAAAGGCUGAACUGGAAGAAAGUCCUGAGUACCAGCUUUUUAAGCAGACAUCAGCAGCUACAGAUAUGAGCUAUCAGCUGGAGGCACCUGAGCAGGAAACCUUGGAUGAUGAUUCUGUGACAAAUCCACUAUCAGUCUCCAGUCACUCGAAAGAGUCAUGCCAUCCAGACUCGCUAGAGGCAAGUCCUCUCAUGGAGGAUAGAUCUUCAAAGACAUCCCCUGAUUCAAUUGAGCCAAGCCCUACCAGAGAAUCCCCUUGUCCAGAUUCUCUUGAGGGUAGUCCCAAUCAAUCAAAGGAUUCAGAACUUAAGAUGCCAUCCAAAACAGCUGUGUAUGAGGAUUAUGCCUCCCAGCUAGAAGCAUGUUUUGCUUAUGGCAAAAAUAUUUACAAGGAUGAAAAUGAACAUGGUGAACAAGAAAACAAAUAUGAGAUCAUCCAAACAGACCCCAGCAUGUGUGACAGUGAGAACCCUCACACACCCAUAAGGCAAGACUCUCUUGAAACAGAUGACGGUGAGGAUAAUACCACCAAUAAACAAUUCACCCCAGAAGAGGAGAUGUUUAAAAUGGCUGCAAAGAUCAAAACAUUUGAAGAGAUGGAACAGGAAGCUAAAAUGAAGAGAGAUGCAUUUUUAGAUGUCACUUCACUGUCAGAGACAGAUGAUCACAAACAAGAAUAUGUUAUUCCACGGUGUCAGGGUGAAGAUGAUGAAACCUUCCAUGCACAGACUGAGGCUAAGGAACAGAUAAAUCUUUUUUCUGUGGAGGAGAGAAAAACACCUAAUGAAACACCUGUUCAAACACCAGUUAAUGAGAGAACGCCUGAUCCAUUUCAGUUUCAAGAGGGGAAACUAUUUGAAAUGACCAGAGGGGGCGCUAUUGAUAUGACAAGAAGAAGCUCUGAUGAAGAAGGGGAAGGAUAUGCAUUUUUUCACAUAGGAGAACAUCCAGUUGAUGAAGUUAUGCCAGAGGAGACAGGGGGUUGUCAAACAAAGUCUUUAACCUUAGAGAAUAGUGAUUCUAUUACAGAUACCACCCUUCAAGAGGUCCCACAAUCAUCUGUGACUGAGAGUGCCAAUGACAAAGUUCCUACUCCCAAACCUAGAACUCUCAUCAGAUCCUCAAGUCACAAGUCAGAGAAGGAUGUAUUUCAAUCCAAGCAUACCUGGGAUGACACUGUGGAAACUCAGAUGCAGAGAGUCAUCGAUGACCAAACUCCAGAAUGCACGCCAGUGGAUUGGCAGGAUGAUGCUGACAGGAAAGAGGAGACAUUAGCUAUCAUUGCAGAUCUUCUUGGCUUCAGCUGGACUGAGCUGGCAAGAGAACUGGAAUUCAGUGAGGAUGAUAUCCAAUUAGUAAGAACAGAGAAUCCAAAUUCCCUCCAAGAGCAGAGCCAUGCCUUGCUGCAGCGCUGGGUUGAGCGGGAAGGUAAACAUGCCACAGAGGACUGUCUGAUUAAGAGACUAACCAAGAUCAACCGCAUGGACAUCGUCCAUCUUAUUGAAACCCAGAUGAACAAGUCAGUUCAAGAGCAAACAUCUAGAACUUAUGCAGAGAUAGAGAAGACUCUGGAUCACAGUGAAGCCCUAUCUUCAGUGCAAGAGGAUGCAGACAGUCCAAGAGUUGUGAGAAGGGUGGAGUCAGACCGCAGACCACCCCCAGCUGUUUCUGAAGAGGACCUCUCAGUGGCUUCCCUGCUGGAUAUUCCUUCAUGGGCCGAGCCUGCUGGACACACCCACUCAGAGAGCAUGCAUGGUGACCUGUUGGAGGAGCUUGAGAUCCCACAUGAUGAAACCUCUGAAGAUGAUCAAAUUGACGACUUCGAAGACCUUUCACCUGAAGAUCGAUGCCCUACAGAGGAUAUUGAUACCCGAAGAGUGAGCAUGUCAUCUGUUGCACAGCUUGCAGAAGGGAACUUGGAGACAUCCUCAGAUGAGGAUAGGCCAAGGACCAGUGGACAUCUUUCAGAAGAAUCUCUGACUCCAGUAGACUCUGAGUGUUUUGCCUCUCAGCCCACUUCAGUUAAACCCAAAGCAGAGGUGACUUCAUCAACCUCUGAUGAGGAGUACAGCAUUCCACCUGGGUAUGCAGAGAGCUGCUCUGCCACAACCAUCUAUCACGUGCCUCCAGAAUACUCAAAAGUUGUGCGUAGUGGUCCAGACAGCCCGACCUUUGAAUAUUCUGACCCAGAGCCUUACUUUGACUGCAAGCAGGCUGCAUCAGAUUUCUCAGAGACUGAGCUUGAUGAAGCUGAUCCAAGUACUAGGUCAAGUGGAGAUCAGCCCCACGAUCAUCUAAGCCAUCCCAGAGUGGUGGAAAAGGAGAUCACCGCAGAGCUCGGAUCAAUGUCAGAAAGUUCAGAUGAUGAAUUUUUGACUACCAGAAUAGUGCGAAGGAGAGUUGUCAUUCAGGCUGAUGAAAUGCCUGACCUCCCUACUCAGUCAGUGACGGAAGAAAAGUACAAGGAUGAAAAUGGACAUAUUGUUGUCAAAAAGGUCACCCGUAAAAUUAUACGCAAGUGUGUUUCUGCGGACGGUGUGGAACAUGAACAGGUGUCAGUAGAAGGAGAUCCCCAGGGGUCCAUCAGUAUGGCGGAGGGAGACGGAUACUCUAAGGUGGUGAAACGGACUGUCCUGAAGAGUGAGGGAGACCACACAGAGGUGACAUUUGCUGAAUGUGAGGGUUUCUCAGCAUCAAGGCAGGACACAGUUGAAGGUUGUAAGGUCAGUCACGUAGAAAAGACAACGGUGGUGGAGGGUGAAAGGACACUGACACACCAGGGUGAUCCAUCUUUGGCUUCAGACCUGCCCUCAGCCCAAGACGAUUUCAGACAGGCACUAGGUUAUAUAAGCGGUUUUAGCAGAACAGAGCUCCCUCAUGUGGUAGAGAGGGAGACUGUCAAAGAAGAUGGAACUGUGGUCAGGAGGGCCCACAUGCGUAAAGGUCGCACCCUCAGACGAACAGUGGUGAAGGGAGCUGGGCAGCGCAAACAGGUCCUUCUAGAGCAAGUGGACAACCCCAGAAAAGGGUCUAAACCACGUGAUCUCCAGCAGCAUCUCCACCAGCUCUUUCACCAUUAUUACGAAGAAGAAACGGAGGACAAUGAUGCGGACGAGGAGGAGGAGGAAGAGUAG